GACGUCAUUGCUGGCGUCUUCAGCUCGCGCGGACACAGCAGACGGCCAUAUUUGAGCGGAGCGGCCAGUCGCGCGGUCACCUGACGUUCACGCGCAUUCAACGGUCACACAGACACAGAGAUGCUCCGCGGAAUAAGCCUCUAGUUUAACCACAUGAUGUCCUUUGGCCCCGCGCAGGAGCCCUUGCGCAAAAUGGAGGUGCAGAGCGUCAGCAGUGAGGUGAAUGGGCAUCAGAUGAUGGAUGAGCCGAUGGAGGAGGAGUCCUACACUCUCUGUGACGAGGGCGCGUAUCAGGAGAUCCCCAUCACUCAUCAUGUGAAGGAGGGCUGUGAGAAGGCCGAGCCCAGCCAGUUUGAGCUGCUCAAGGUUUUGGGACAAGGCUCCUUUGGCAAGGUGUUUCUGGUGCAGAAGUUAAUGGGUCCGGAUGCAGGUCAGCUUUAUGCGAUGAAGGUGCUCAAGAAGGCAUCUUUAAAAGUGAGGGACAGGGUUCGCACCAAGAUGGAGAGAGAUAUUCUGGUGGAGGUCAAUCAUCCUUUCAUUGUGAAGUUGCACUAUGCCUUUCAGACAGAAGGGAAACUCUAUUUAAUUCUGGAUUUUCUCAGGGGUGGGGAUGUAUUUACUCGUUUAUCCAAAGAGGUUAUGUUUACAGAGGAGGAUGUGAAAUUCUACCUUGCAGAGCUGGCCCUUGCAUUGGAUCAUCUACACAACCUAGGCAUUGUUUACAGAGACCUGAAGCCUGAAAACAUUUUGCUUGAUGAAGCUGGACAUAUCAAGUUAACAGACUUUGGGCUCAGUAAAGAAUCGGUAGAUCAGGACAAGAAAGCGUACUCGUUCUGUGGCACUGUGGAGUAUAUGGCCCCUGAGGUGGUCAACAGAAGAGGUCACACGCAGAGCGCUGACUGGUGGUCUCUCGGCGUCUUAAUGUUUGAAAUGCUGACCGGCACAUUACCGUUCCAAGGAAAGGACAGGAACGAGACUAUGAGCAUGAUUCUUAAAGCAAAGCUGGGAAUGCCACAGUUUUUAAGCUCGGAAGCACAAAGUCUUUUACGGAUGCUCUUCAAAAGGAAUCCAUCAAAUCGUUUAGGAGCCGGUCCUGACGGAGUGGAGGAGAUCAAACGACACGCGUUCUUCUCCACCAUCGACUGGAAUAAACUGUACAGAAGAGAACUUCAGCCUCCAUUCAAACCUGCUGCAGGGAAACCAGACGACACCUUCUGCUUCGACCCAGAAUUCACAGCCAAAACUCCCAAAGAUUCUCCAGGUAUUCCUCCCAGUGCAAACGCUCACCAGCUCUUCAAAGGCUUCAGUUUUGUAGCUCCAGUCUCUCUGGAGGAAAGCAGAAGUGCCCCGCUGGUCAACAUUCUCCCCAUAGUGCAGAUGCACGGAGGCGUGGCUCAGUUUGCAGACGUGUACGAGCUGAAGGAGGACAUCGGCGUGGGUUCGUACUCCAUCUGUAAACGCUGCAUACACAGAGUCACCUGCAUGGAGUUUGCUGUGAAGAUCAUUGAUAAGAGCAAGAGAGACCCGUCAGAGGAGAUCGAGAUCCUGAUGAGAUACGGCCAGCAUCCCAACAUCAUCACUCUGAAGGACGUGUACGACGAGGGCCGCUUCGUGUAUCUGGUGACGGAGCUGAUGAAGGGCGGCGAGCUGCUGGAUAAGAUCCUCAGGCAGAAGUUCUUCUCGGAGCGAGAGGCCAGCGCUGUGCUCUUCACAAUCACCAAAACUGUGGACUACCUGCACUGCCAGGGGGUGGUGCACAGGGACCUGAAGCCCAGUAACAUCCUCUACAUGGACGAUUCAGGAAACCCCGACUCCAUCCGCAUCUGUGACUUCGGCUUCGCCAAGCAGCUGCGAGGAGACAACGGGCUGCUGCUGACGCCCUGCUACACGGCUAACUUCGUGGCUCCUGAGGUGCUGAUGAGGCAGGGCUACGACGCCGCCUGUGACAUCUGGAGUCUGGGAGUGCUGCUCUACACCAUGCUGGCGGGAUACACACCGUUCGCCAACGGCCCCAACGACACGCCGGAGGAGAUCCUGUCACGCAUCGGCUGUGGGAAGUUCUCCCUGAGCGGAGGGAACUGGGACUCGGUGUCCGACUCCUCCAAGGAUCUGCUGUCUCACAUGCUGCACGUGGACCCUCACCAGAGAUACUCCGCUGAACAGGUGCUCAAACACUCCUGGAUCGCCCUCCGGGACCAGAACCCACACUUCCAGCUCACACGCCACGAGGCGCCUCACCUGGUCAAGGGGGCGAUGGCUGCCACCUACUCGGCGCUCAACCACCAGACGUGUAAACCUCUGCUGGAGCCGGUGGCUGCCUCCAGUCUGGCUCAGCGCAGGAACAUGAAGAAGCUGACGUCUGCAGACAUGUCCUGAGGAGCUGACGUGACCCAGAUCUCACCAGGAAGAGUCCAGCGCGUGUGGUUUGUGCAGAGAGGACAGGACGCCUGUCUGAACAUUUGGUGACAAUCAAGCCCCUUUUCCUGCAGAUUUCCUGGAUGUCAGGAUUGGUUGGUGUUCGCUGAUUUCUCCAGGAUGUGGUACGAGAAGAUCUUCUACAUACUUCAGUUUUCCCCUCUUCAGCUGAAACAGGCAUGACUCGUGACCUGCGCAUCUGUCCCCGUUCUCCAUCUGUCCUGAUGGCAUUACCUCAGAAGCUCUCAGUGUUAGCGUCUGCUCGGCUCGUGUGUGUGUGUGUGUGUGUGUGGAUCCUCGAGGCUCGUCUCGGGCCGCUCCUGGGAAGAACAUGAGCUGAAGGUGGAGUAAAUCUAUAUUUAUAAAGUCGCACCAGGUGAAUGAAUGUAGACGAGAUUGAAACCGCAUCUCUCUGAUCCAGAUGGAGCGAAAAAUGAUUCCAUUCAACUUUUUAAAGACAUUGUGGAAAUUGUAUCAUAUUGUAUUUAUUUCACUUAUUUUUAAAGUUUUAUUUUUCUUUCAGGUGAUGUACAUAUUGACAUUAAAGAACAUUAUUGACAUGA
Molecule: messenger RNA, 2978 nt
Organism: Carassius gibelio (silver crucian carp)
Lineage: Eukaryota; Metazoa; Chordata; Actinopteri; Cypriniformes; Cyprinidae
Product: ribosomal protein S6 kinase alpha-6
Exons: 22
Coding region: 154-2376 (740 amino acids)
Biological process (GO): protein phosphorylation
Molecular function (GO): ATP binding; magnesium ion binding; ribosomal protein S6 kinase activity
Source: RefSeq, a predicted model, not a curated record